Messenger RNA from Elaeis guineensis (African oil palm), 1652 nucleotides. RefSeq names its product transcription factor bHLH112. Gene Ontology annotation, biological process: regulation of transcription by RNA polymerase II. The record is from RefSeq and is a predicted model, not a curated record. Gene Ontology annotation, cellular component: nucleus. Lineage: Eukaryota; Viridiplantae; Streptophyta; Magnoliopsida; Arecales; Arecaceae. Gene Ontology annotation, molecular function: protein dimerization activity; RNA polymerase II cis-regulatory region sequence-specific DNA binding; DNA-binding transcription factor activity, RNA polymerase II-specific.
CCGGCUUUCUCCUGCCGAACCCGUACAUGUUAUAUAAAGAGAAUUCCCAGUUCCCAGUCCUUUCCAUUCCAUCAGAAGGCUGAGCCCCAAGGAACUAUACCAAGCCAACAGAAGAGAACAGAAGAGAAUAGAAGAGCGGCCGGGAGAGAGAGAGAGAGAGAGAUCACCAUGGCAGAUGACUUCCAGUCUGGAAUAUGCAGUGGUGGGAGGUGGUGGAACCUUGCAAGAAGUGCCGGCUCCGAUGUCCGGGCCUCAGACUCGUGUUCAACUGCGAUCACCGACGUCGGCGGUGGGGGCUUCUGCUGGGCAACGGCCGAGUUGGCUGCACCCAAGGCCCGAUCUGGUGAAGAGUUGGCAGGCUCAGCCUCCGGCAGCUCUCUCAGUUUCCAAGAAACCCACAAGCCCCCACCCUCCGACGCCGGUCUCCCCUUGAUUGAUUCCACCUUUCAAACGCCCGGUUUUGGCCUCUCAACUCCCUCCAUGGAUUGGACCCAAUCCCUACUUAGGAGUAGUGGAAGAGGUGAGACCAGUUUCCAUGCCAUGCUCCAAGAGGAUCUAAGCUCAUCAAGGCCUUAUUUCCGGGAAGAUCCAUCAAUUGAAUCCAAUCAAGUCCACGCAGUCACCGGAGAUUCCACGAUAAAUCUAUUCAAGAGCAUGAAUCAAUCUUUCUUAUCAGAGCAACAACAUCUUAGCGCUGGUAACGCCGAUGAUGCUGGUGUUAGUAGCUACCCGCUUGUUCCGGCCUCCUAUGGUUGUUCUUCCAUGAUACUACAAGGCCUUCUCGAACCUGACAACAAACCGCAACAGUCGGUCUAUGACAAUCGUUUGGUAAAUUGCCAGUCCCCAAUGAUGGCUCAUCGUGGGAGCUCGAACGAGUUGUUGCAAUACCCAUGGGCUAAAUUUUCGCAGUUCCUGAAGUCUUCUCCUCCAAAACAGCAACCUGGGAAUCAGUUGCAGUUCUCCAACAACACUCCCUUUUGGAACGCUUCCGCUGCCUCCAUGAGCGAAGUGAGAACGGGGUUUUACCCUCCGACGCCUUCCCAAUUUGUCUCGGAGGCUUUUGAGCAGAAGACCAGUUGCGGUAAUCUUGCCCCAAAGUCGAAUUCCGAAGGAGUUCGAGAUUCGUGCUCCUCUGCAUCGAAGAAAAGUGGCAGUAGCGAGCCCACAUUCAAAAAGCCUCGAAUCGAGUCACCGUUGCCAUUACCGACCUUCAAGGUCAGGAAAGAGAAAUUAGGGGACAGAAUCACCGCACUCCAGCAGCUAGUUUCACCUUUUGGAAAGACCGACACCGCAUCGGUUCUCCACGAGGCCAUCGAGUACAUUAAGUCGCUUCAUGAUCAAGUUGGUGCAUUAAGCAAUCCAUAUUUAAAGAAUGGGCAUCGCAUGCAACACCAGCAGGGCUCGGACAAGUCAAAGAAUGGUGAUGGACCGAAGCAAGAUCUUAGAAGCCGAGGGUUGUGCCUCGUUCCAAUCUCGAUCACUUAUCCAAUGGCCAGUGAGACCACAGCUGACUUCUGGCAUCCUACUUUUGGAGGAACCUUCAGGUAGGGAGGAGUUAGGGUUUUGAGGGAGGAGGGAAACCACUAUAUGCAGAAUGUUUUCAAGCCAAAGCAAGGUAGGGAAUGAUAGACUACAGAAAAGAAAAAAAAAAA